AUGCGGCCUUAUUCCUCCAAUGUGCGUGGGCUCUUCGGGCCUUCGGCCACCCAUAGACAACCCAUCCAACCAUGCGUCCGAAUCCUCGAAGCCCAAUCCCUCCGAUUUCAAAGCUCGUCUUCCAGCAAUGGCGGUCAGUCCAAGCGUUCUACUCGCCUCAAUUAUACGUCCGACCGUCGCCGAAAAUCAAGAUCACAGCCUUCAGCUCUGAAAUUAGAAGUUGGGGUGGACUCGCUUGGACAACCAGCCGAAAUUGUCGUUGUGCCAGACAGGAAAAAUCAAACCCUGAAGCUUCGUGAUAAGUAUCAAGUUGCACCGAAGGGAAAUCCAUCUGUCUCGAUCUCUUCGAUACUGGAGGAUCUGGACGACGAGGCAUCAGAUCUGAGCAUGGAAGUCGUUCAUGCGAGACUAGAAGAGAACCGUCGGGCAUACCAAGCAAACCAGAAAUUGGCCAUCUCAAAUUGGGAGGAACUCCGAUCGACUUUGGCGUCAUCAUUCACAUCCGAGCAGCUGUCUAGCUACCUUACCAGUUUCGACUACACUGAAUCGGCUCCUGGGGGUGAUGCGGGGAGGUGGCGGCCGGAGAGUUUGGUGUCUUUUCAAAAUACCGAAUGGCAAGAGAGCGUACGGAACCUCAGGGGCAAAACAAUGCUGGCAGAGCGCAUUAUUCGUGACUGCUGGAAAAUUUCUCUUAUGAAUGAAGUUGGACAGUUGGAUUUGUACCUGCCCCUUUCAUCAAUCAAGUUGCUUCUGAACGCGAAGCACUUCUCAUUUGAUCAGUUGGCAACCCUGCACAAGUCCGGCAUCGACAUCACGCAGUCCUUGGGCUUGGUGAGAAUUACUGGACCCGAGAACGCUUGCGAUUCGAUUCAUGAAAUUAUUAAAGACGCUACUACUCGUAUUAGAGAAGAGAAUGUGGCGAUAGACCUCGCGACUUGCGGUCCCCGUUUGACACCACGAUUCCUGGAUUGGGUGUCUCAAACAUACAACAUUGCCAUAGACCAAUCGCCUUCCAAGGAUUUGUUGAAAAUAUUCUACCUCACUGAAAACAAGGAUGGCGCUGAGAAUGCGCGAAGAACCUUGGGCAUUGCCCUCCAUGCGACCACCCCAACAAACCGGCCAUUUUCCACAUAUCUCCCCGCUAGUGAACCAGCGAACGUUUAUAGCCAUGUUCCCGGCUCUGCCAGCACCUGGUUUGACCGUCAGGCAUUAUGGUUCCGAUGGGCCAUGCCUGCCGCCCAGACUAGUGCCCCUGAAAUCCGAACUCCCCACUUCGAUGGCCAUCAGACCAGACUCUCCGAUGAGCUCCUUAAAGUACUGCAGAGCCCUAAUAAGACAAAGAUCAAUUCUCCGACCGGUCUUACCGUCCAUGAAUCAAUAUCCGCCGCUGUUGGAAAGUGUCUGUUUGGUCAAAAGCCAACUUUCGAUGAGAAAACUCUCAGCGCUACCCAACUUGGUAAACUUUACUUGCCACGAACAUUCGUGACUGACAUACCUCGAAUGAGGCCUUUCUUGGACACGCUUGAGCCAAUUUCCCAUGGGGAUGGAGAGCGGAUUCACAAUUUACGACUACUGCCCUCGCCCGGUGUUGCUGGUACCCUCCCAGAGCUAGACGUGCAGUUUGUAUCCAAGCCUACGGAAACCUCGGUGGAACUUGAGCUCCAAAAGGUCAAGAUCAUUCUUCACACAAACAGUGUUGAUUAUCUUCUUCCUGAGAAUGGUCUUGAUCUACGCUUCACCCAUACCGUCUACAUCGAAGCUUCAGCUGAGACAAUUACCGACCCGGCUGAAUAUGCAAAGUUCAUACAAAGUAUCGAACAACCCUUGCAAGACACUUUCAUCCCCAAAUCAAACGCCACAGACUCCUGGCGCUCGCAUCUCCACUCUGCAUCCCUCCCUCUAUUCGGGCGCAUUAAUUUACCCCGAAAAUUUACUCAACCUCAAUCGUUGAACGCCGACCCUCCUGUCAAUUCUAAUGAGUUGCUGGCCAAUGAAGAAUCGCAAGACGGCUCGACAGCGGAAUACAUGUUUCCACCAAUUGCCAGCAUUGAAGGAACAACUGUGCGACAGUAUGAAUUUGACGGCAGACAGGUGAACCACCGUUUCUAUGACAAUGGUCCAUUCCUUGCAACCCAAAUGAAUGAGAUCACGUUGAAUAUGGACCUGCCUACAGCAUCUGGCAAUCCUGGAGACGUGAGCUCGAACGAGUCUAUCGAGCGCGAGUUUCAUUCGUUCUACAACGCUGCUUGUGAGAUGGCAUUUGGACUGCACAAGCCAAAAAACGCGUGA
Messenger RNA from Penicillium angulare, 2289 nucleotides. Its product is annotated as putative respiratory complex assembly protein Rmp1. Bases 1 to 2289 code for a protein of 762 amino acids. NCBI's taxonomy places the organism in Eukaryota, Fungi, Ascomycota, Eurotiomycetes, Eurotiales, Aspergillaceae. The transcript has a single exon. The record is from RefSeq and is a predicted model, not a curated record.